Messenger RNA from Malaya genurostris, 4932 nucleotides. RefSeq lists its product as uncharacterized. The record is from RefSeq and is a predicted model, not a curated record. Gene Ontology annotation, biological process: DNA integration. Lineage: Eukaryota; Metazoa; Arthropoda; Insecta; Diptera; Culicidae. The transcript is spliced from 4 exons. The coding region runs from base 1 to 4932 and encodes 1643 amino acids. Gene Ontology annotation, molecular function: nucleic acid binding.
AUGGCGACGGAACGACGAAUAAAGUCUUUGAAGCUGCGACAGCGCAGCAUCCAAACGUCUUUCGACCUCAUCAAGGCGUUUGUCGACAAUUAUGAGGAUGAUACUGAUGCUUGUCAAGUACCGGUGAGACUAGAGCACCUUGCAUCGCUCUGGUCCGAUUUCAAUAAAGUGCAGGCAGAACUCGAAUCACUCGACGAAACCGGCAUCGAGCAACAAUUCAAACAUCGAUCCAGCUUCGAAUCUGCUUAUUAUAAAGUGAAGGGUUUUUUACUAACCCUUAAUAAAACUCCUGUUACACCGUGUGCUUCUGGUUCUCCUUAUGCUGGUCAUUUCCCUCCAUCGGCUUCGCACGUGCGCUUGCCCGAUGUCAAACUCCCAGUGUUCAGCGGGAAUCUAGAUAACUGGCUAAAUUUUCACGAUUUGUAUCUAUCGCUGGUUCAUUCAUCCGCCGAACUUUCCAACAUUCAGAAAUUCUACUACUUACGCUCUUCGCUAUCUGGGGACGCAUUAAAAUUGAUUCAAACCAUCCCCAUUAGUGCCAACAAUUAUGUUGUCGCUUGGAACCUACUGGAAGAUCACUAUCAGAAUCCUGCAAGGUUAAAGCAUACUUAUGUGGAUGCUCUUUUCGAAUUCUCAACUAUUAAACGUGAAUCCGCAUCGGAACUGCAUUCGCUGGUGGAAAAAUUUGAGGCAAACGUUAGAGUGCUACAACAGCUCGGCGAGCAAACACAGUGUUGGGACAUUUUACUUAUUCGAAUGUUAAGUAUUCGAUUAGACCCAACGACGCGGAGAGAUUGGGAAGAAUAUGCAUCGACCAGAGACGCAAUUUCUUUUCCUGAUCUUACAGCCUUCAUUCAACGUCGCGUGACUGUGCUCCAAAAUAUGCAAUCUAAUUCCGCUGACAUUGUAUUAGCUUCCAAUGUGAAAAAAGGAAACAUUCGCCCUGUAGCCAGUCAUGGAGCAAAUUAUUUUAAUUCUCGGAAAUGUAUCAUGUGCAACGAAAAUCAUGCUAUAUAUCAGUGCUCCAAAUUCUCAAAACUACGCUUGGAGGACAAGGAAAAGGAACGCAAGCGGACAUUCGUUCCGGUCGCAGGAAUCGGUCAGUCGUCUACCAAUGUUCGUCAGAAAUUUUUAACUACUAUACGAUCACGCAUUAGCGACUAUAGUGCCAACGUAGAGCUUCUAGUCUUACCUAAACUAACUGUAGACCUGCCAACCGUUUCGGUAGACAGUACGUCGUGGCAAUUUCCUCCGGAUAUACAGCUGGCUGAUCCUAAUUUUUGUAGAUCUAAUCCUGUCGAUCUAAUCUUAGGUGCCGAAGUCUUCUUCGAUUUAUUUAAAGUAACAGGACAAAUUUCGCUAGGCAACGGUAUGCCUGUUCUUAUAAACUCCGAGCUAGGUUGGGUAGUUUCAGGAAGGACUACAACCUGUCAGCGUAUUACACCAGUCAUUGCUAAUGUUGCAACCAAUGUCGAUUUACAUAAUCUAAUGGAAAAAUUUUGGACAUUAGAAGAAGAUUACAAAUCACCAUGCUAUUCUGCAGAAGAAGCUGCUUGCGAGGAACAUUUUCGCCAAACCGUGGCUCGUACGUCUGAAGGGCGGUACAUCGUAAGACUUCCUAUCAAACAGAACAUUUUAGCCAACUUGAGUGAUAAUCGUAAUACGGCUAUCAGACGCUUCUAUGCAUUGGAGCGACGGUUAAAUUUGGAUAGAGAGUUGGGUGAACAGUACAAGUGUUUUUUGGAUGAGUAUUAUGCUCUUCAUCACAUGCAACGCGUUGCAAAUCCACAUGAGAUAACCGUGCCAUGUUUUCAUCUUCCCCACCACGCUGUUGUUCGGGAUAGUAGCUCAACAACAAAGGUACGAGUCGUGUUUGAUGCAUCGUGCAAAUCAGCUAACGGGCCGUCCUUGAGCGACGCUCUUUUGGUAGGCCCUAUCGUGCAGGAGGAUUUGAGGUCAAUUAUUUUGCGCUCUCGCAAACAUCCUGUGAUGCUUAUCGCAGACAUUAAGCAAAUGUAUCGGCAGAUAUUACUUCAUGAAAGGGAUACCCCACUUCAACGUAUCAUUUGGAGAGAUUCCAGCGACGCUCCUCUCAACACCUUCGAACUGAAAACCGUUACGUACGGUACUGCGUGUGCGCCGUUCUUAGCCACACGAGUGUUAAAACAAUUGGCUAAUGAUGAAAGAACCAACUUUCCCGAAGCCGCUGAAACGCUUGGUAAAGAUUUUUAUGUCGACGAUUUAUUCACAGGCGCGUCUAAUAUCGAUAACGCGAAAACGUUGCAAAGGCAACUGGAAGGUUUAUUAGCCAAAGGCGGUUUCGAACUACGUAAAUGGGCUUCCAAUGAAGAAACUGUUCUGGAAGGAAUCCCCGAAGAAAAUCGUGCAUUGCAAGCAUCCGUCGACCUAAAUUUGAAUCAGUGUAUCAAAACACUUGGCAUUCACUGGGAACCAGCAUCAGACGUUCUGCGGUACCGAAUUAAUCUAGCGAUGCCGGCUACCCCGCUCACCAAACGUGUUGCACUAUCUCAAAUCGCUCAACUCUUCGAUCCCCUCGGUUUACUAGGUCCGGUCGUCACAACAGCGAAACUUUUCAUGCAAUCUCUAUGGAUGAUGAAAAACGAUGACGGAAGCCUUUGGGGUUGGGAUCAAGUGCUUCCUGCUUCGGUGAUUGAACGUUGGACCAACUAUCAUUCUCAGCUGCCUCGCUUAAACGAACUGUACAUCGAGCGCUGUGUGUUGUGUGCAAAUCCAACUAUAGGUGAUGCAUCGGAGCAUGCUUAUGGAGCAUGCGUAUAUGUGCGCUCUACCAACAAAGAAAACGCAGUCAAGGUGGCAUUGCUAACAACAAAAUCCAAGAUAGCUCCACUAAAACAGCAAACUAUUCCUCGGCUCGAACUGUGCGGAGCAUUACUAGCGACUCAGCUGUAUGAAAAGGUUAACUCGUCAUUACAGCUUCCUGUUCAAACCCAUUUCUGGGUAGAUUCCACGACAGUACUUUGUUGGCUUAAAUCACCACCCGCAACGUGGACCACUUUUGUAGCUAAUCGAGUGUCCAAAAUCCAACAAACGACUUCCAAUUGUACCUGGCGACACGUAGCAGGGAAGGAAAAUCCCGCAGACCACAUUUCACGAGGCAUGUCCGCGGAUAUGCUGCUACAAUGUGACCUUUGGUGGCAUGGACCUGCAUGGCUGCUUCGCAAAGAAACCGAAUGGCCCGCGCAAACUUCAUUUGUCAUCGAAAACCCUGAUGUAUUACGUGAAUCACGAAGGGUCAAUUGUGCGGCAACACCAAUGGCAAGCGAGUCAUCAUUCAUCGAUGAACUAGUCGGCAAAUGUUCAAAUUACCAGCGUAUGUUGAGGGUAAUUGCAUUUUGUCUCAGAUUUGCUCGAAACUGUCAGCAUAACACAACGGCUCAUUCGAAUUUCAUUGGCAUUUCUGUAGACGAAGCAAGAGAAGCGGACACCAGAUUGAUAAAACUCGUCCAGAAGCAAACAUUUGUAGACGAAUGGAAAUCGCUCGAGCAAAUGAAGCCUGUCUCUGCGAAAUCUCGAAUCAAAUGGUUUCAUCCGAUGUUAUCGCCUGAAGGCCUGAUACGAAUUGGAGGAAGACUAAAUCAAUCUCAUCAAUCCUACGACGCGAAACAUCAAAUCAUCUUGCCAUCCUCCCAUGCUUUAUCUAGCCUGUUAGUGAGAAGCUACCACGAAAAACAUCUUCAUGCUGCCCCUCAGUUGCUUCUUAGUACCCUUCGUCUACGAUAUUGGAUCAUAGGUGGCAGAAACUUAGCCCGUACAAUCGUUCACAAUUGUAUCGUUUGCGUCAGAGCUCGCCCAAAGCUCCUCGAACAGUUCAUGGCAGAGUUACCUUCAUCACGUGUCAUUGCCAAUAGACCUUUCUCAACAACUGGUGUUGACUAUUGGGGUCCAAUACUACUGAAAUCAACUCAUCGACGAGCCGGCCCACGAAAGGCUUAUGUAGCGGUCUUUGUAUGUUUCUGCACAAAGGCAGUACACCUGGAAUUAGUAGCAGACCUCAGCACUGCGAAGUUUAUACAGGCAUUGAGACGAUUUGUUGCACGCAGAGGACUGUGUUCAAACAUAUUUAGCGACAACGGAAGAAAUUUCGUUGGCGCUGCUAACGAACUUAAAUCACUUAUCCGUAGCAAACAUCAUCAACAGGCCAUCGCCGAGGAGUGCAACGAAAACGGUAUCAAGUGGCACUUCAAUCCACCUAAGGCGUCACACUUCGGUGGCUUGUGGGAGGCCGCUAUACAAUCGGCACAGAAACACUUCAUCCGAGUUUUAGGAAACCACAUACUGGCUCACGACGACAUGGAAACAUUGUUGACACAAAUAGAAUCCUGUCUGAACUCGAGACCAAUCGUCCCUCUUACUGAUGACCCAUCAGACAACAACCCGUUAACACCAGGGCAUUUCUUGACGGGGUCAGCACUAAAAUCAGUUCCUGAUUAUGACUUCUCUGCAGUACCAUUGAACCGCUUACGCCAGUGGCAGCAGACACAAAAAUUACUGCAAGAUAUCUGGAAACGAUGGCACAUUGAAUAUCUUUCAACCCUUCAAGCAAGAACCAAGUGGUGUAAACCACCAGUGCAGCUUUCGGAAAACCAGUUAGUGGUCAUCAAAGAAGAUAAUUUAGCUCCCAUGCGAUGGCCUACUGCAAGGAUAAUUGAACUGCAUCCUGGUCCAGAUGGUAUAACAAGAGUGGUCACUCUUCAAACGCCACAAGGAAAAUUCACCCGGCCAGUAGCAAAACUUUGUUUACUCCCUGUCGUGUCAUCGGAUGACUUUACCGCAACUGAGAACGUACCUGAAAUAAACAUACAACGCCCUGUUAAAAAGGGACACGAUAUUGUCACAAUUAUCACCAGCAGCAAAAUUGGAUUCCUAGCAGCCAUUGACAGUCGAAUGUAA